AUGUCGUCAAUGUUUGCUCCUUUCACAAGCACUCUCAAAAGACAACGUUCUUGUUCGAAUUUAGUGGGCGCUCACCAACAACCACCGCGAACUAAGAUAGCAGAGUACAGCACUCACACGAGUGAGGCAAUGGACCAGUGGAACCAACAAACUCCAAUAAGCAUUAUUCAGGUCAUAAGCCAGUUACACCGUGACUUGAAGGCGGACUUGGAUCGAAGCCUUGCUUCUUCUAUUCAUAGAAUGAACGCACAACAUCAGCAAUGUCAGCAAGCCACCUCGAACAACAUCAAGGAAACUGUUUGGAAAGCAAUGGACAAAUGGUUUGCUGAUAACCAGAAGAAGCUUCCAUUGCGGCAAGAAGAGCCCCAGACUGACUCACUUCAGCAUUCAAAAACUGAUGUGAGAUUGGAGCUCGAUGACAUUGAGCAUUGCGCUCACGUCGAGCAGUUAACCCGGAAGCUAGAGCUCGCCGAUUCAGAAUUAGCGACUUUGAAACGAAAGGCUAAGGAAACGGAAUCACGAGCGGAUCGACUCCGUAGUAUUAUCGUUUCCAGCGACGGGAAGCCUAUCUUGGACGGCGAGAUACAGAAGUUGUUCUCCGAAGUUCGCAAAGGAGUCCAAAUGAUGGCCUCUCGACUCUACUCGAAAUCCGGCACAUUUCAGAACGCUACAACAGAGAAUAGUAAGGCUUUCUUUGGAGAGUUGAAUGAUCUAACUCCAGAGAGUCAGCGAGAUGCCGUUCAUACUGAAUUGUUCAUUUGCAUCCAAAGUCAUUUCUUCCCUAAUGAUGUGGGAGGAUGCACUAUUGGACAUAUUGAUCCGAGCGUUCACAAGCAGCUCGCAGCAGCAGAGCAGUCUUUGAUUCAAGCUGUUACAGCCAGUCACCCUGACGGAUCUGGCCAAACGGCAUUAUCUGACUGGAGCCGCGCGACAUUUAAGUGUAUCGAUCUUUUGAGAGAUGAAUCUGAUGGUCCAGCCUCAUUUGCGGCAUGGCUUGAAGAAUUCUUCAGGCCAGCUGAGACAGAUGACUUACAGGAGCAAGAAAGGGGGAGAAAAAGACUUAGGAGGCUCUGCGACAAAGCCCGUGAACUUGGAAAUCUCAUGCGACGAGCUAAAGACACCGUUCAAGUUUUCACGGUCGAAGAAGGUCUCGCUUUCGCUGAUUGGCAAGAUUCGGUUGAAGAGUUGAGGUGCAACGGGAAAAGGAAUUCUCUCGGAUUGAAAGUCAUCGACAGGUGCUUGUUUGGUGGUUUGAAGAAGAUUUCGAACGAUUAUCCGACCAAGCCAAUCUUGCUGGAGAGAGCCAUGGUCUCAACUCGAUUUUCCAGCUCAGCAAAGUAG
This is a messenger RNA of Fusarium proliferatum ET1, 1341 nucleotides long. RefSeq lists its product as uncharacterized. The record is from RefSeq and is a predicted model, not a curated record. Bases 1 to 1341 code for a protein of 446 amino acids. The transcript has 2 exons. Lineage: Eukaryota; Fungi; Ascomycota; Sordariomycetes; Hypocreales; Nectriaceae.